GAAUCUGCUCAGCUCUCACACAUCCAACCCAGCCAUGGCCGCCGCUAUUCCAAGUCGCAUUGACCCCACUUUUAGGUCUGUCUGCCUCGUCAAACCGCCGUUCACCUCAGCCAUUCGGUUUCGUCCCCAAACUCAACUCAUCUGGACCACCAAAGCCUGUGUCGAACCUCCCCCCCAGGCUCGUUGAACGUUCUUUGAACCGCAUUCCCAGGCCGGUAGGUCUAUUUGCCGCGAACUUUCGAGCCUUGGCAGUGAAAAGGGAAAGCGUGUGGCUCGUGUGAAUCACAUCGCGUUGCUUAUUUCACCUUCUCAGGCUUGAACCAGCUGCGACUAGGUUUGCUGUGAAUGAAUUCAAUCCGUUUAGUGACCAAUCUAUGGCUGGGAAACGAAUUCAAUUCGCCUAGCGACCAAUCGGUGGCUGGGGAUACGAAUUCAAUUCAUUUAGUGACCAAUAGUCGGUCGGUGGGCUUUCAACCAUCAGCCAGCAUCGGCGAUUUUGGGGGUCUUUCCCUCCCACCAGGCCCGUUCGCUCAGCCUCACCCACCGCGUGCUCCCUCCAACGCCCAUUCCACUUCCUCGAGUUUCUCUCCCCACGGUCAAUCUAGAUUCUCGCUACGCUCAUUCUAGAGGAAUUGUAUCAGAUUUGGUGGUAGCUCUCUGCACUAGUGGCUCUCCGCCUAAGCUAGCUCCACGGCUUCCUUGCUAUUCGCUCUGUUACGCUACCAGAGGCACGAGACACAUCGCGAAGUACUCGUCGGAAUAACGCAGAGCAAAGAACUGCUCGCUGCAAAGAACCGCUCGCGACGAAGAACUGCCCGCGGCGUCCGCCGUGGAGAGCUGCUGUCUGCCAUGCCUUGAUCGAACUCGAGGGACUCAAGGGAGGCUCCGAUCCAUCCAUCGAGCACCGCGUCAUCUCUUCGCUUCUUGUACGAUCUGCGAUGACGCCGACUCAGCCAUCACCCUUGUCACUGUCGUCGUUUCCAUCGCAACCGUCACCUGUGUCGCAGCAAUCCCCGUAACGAGCAUGGCGUCAGGCUUCACAUGCUGUCCUUGGAGUGACGUGGAAAGGAUAAUUCCGCCGCCGACGAUUCUAAACAAAAUCUCAUCGACAUUGAUGCCGUUGCACGCACGCACUCGUCGCUGCCAUCGCUACCGUCACGAGCGUCGCAACCAUCAUCGUGACGGGCAUGGCUUCCCAACCCGUGAUCGGAGAGGAUCUUUCCGCCGUUGACCAUUCCGCCGCUAAUGUUACGCAGUUUACAAUUGUUCCGCCGCUGACGAUCCUCUCAAGAAUCGUCAUGGUAAGUGGUUGGAACUAGCUGAAGGGGGGGCGAGUAGGCGUCCGCCGCAUAGUGUGUCACUUAUCCGUUUCCCGCUGUUUGAG
This is a messenger RNA of Closterium sp. NIES-67, 1384 nucleotides long. The record is from the annotation of a GenBank genome assembly. NCBI's taxonomy places the organism in Eukaryota, Viridiplantae, Streptophyta, Zygnematophyceae, Desmidiales, Closteriaceae.